CGUGUGCAGGGGUUGCGCCAGCCGUGUGAUUGACAAACGUUUUGAAGAUUUGCUAUAGCGGCGCAGUUUGGUGGGAGAGAGAUGGCUUUGGUGGGGGAGCUACGAAGUGGAGCGGAGGAAUGGAUAAUCAUACUCGAGAGGUCCUGCACUCUACUGCAGGAGAUUGUGGGGGUGUUGUCAUUGCAGUGGCAGGAGAAGCUGGAGGUCGAUUGGGGGGCGAUCUCUAUGGCUGAAUGGUUGGGAGAUCUAACGCAGGAGACACUGGAUAUCAUCUGGGAGCUGGAGGAGGGGCCGGAUCCCCAGCUCGAAGCCUAUAUCGAUUGGGGGAGGGCAGAUGAUGUGAUGGGUAUCUGCAAUGCCCUCUUCGCAAAGAGCCGUGACCUGCACUUUCUACUGGAGGAGGACUGGCAAGAGAUGGUAGUAGAUGCGAAGCUGACUAAGACGAAGGGCGCGAACGACAUGGAUGAUGCGCAGGUGGACACGAAGAUAGCAGCGACAACACCAACAGCAACAACGACAACAAUUUCAGCAACAUCGGCGGCGGUGAUCACAUCGACAUCAGAGGUGUAGCUCCCCACCAAUAGAUGGUGUUACAUACUCGUGAAACACAGUCAUAAGUAUGGCGCAGAUUCCCAGAACCGACCAGAUAAUACAGAGUAAAUACAAGCGCAGCGG
Chara braunii is the source of this 675-nucleotide messenger RNA. Lineage: Eukaryota; Viridiplantae; Streptophyta; Charophyceae; Charales; Characeae. The record is from the annotation of a GenBank genome assembly.